Molecule: messenger RNA, 1563 nt
Organism: Torulaspora globosa
Lineage: Eukaryota; Fungi; Ascomycota; Saccharomycetes; Saccharomycetales; Saccharomycetaceae
Product: Zn(II)2Cys6 transcription factor
Exons: 1
Coding region: 1-1563 (520 amino acids)
Biological process (GO): positive regulation of transcription by RNA polymerase II
Cellular component (GO): nucleus
Molecular function (GO): zinc ion binding; DNA-binding transcription factor activity, RNA polymerase II-specific; transcription cis-regulatory region binding
Source: RefSeq, a predicted model, not a curated record
AUGCUGUCAAAGUCUCGGAACUCUUGCGAGCAUUGUCUCGAGGAAAAGAUGAAGUGUGGAAGGGAACGUCCCACCUGUGGAAAUUGCACAGAUCUAGGUAUCAGCUGCAAGUAUAGAAUGGUAUUGCAUUGGGGAGGUCGUCCGAACAAAAAGGUUAAUAAAAAACCCAAGAUUCAUGAGGGACUCAGUGUGGUCAAUGGUGUGUUUGUGAUCAAACGAUGCGAAAAGUCCAGCCAGCAUAGACGUCGGAAAUCUAGUGCACAGUCUUCUGAGGUUGCGUUUCCCAAGCAGACUAAGUUCUCUCCAGCAGUGGAUCCCAAUUCGCCGAUGGGAUUUGUCAGAAGCUCUGAGCACUACUGGAGCCUGUGGUUGCAUUUCACAGAGAAUACGUCGCAUAUACUGGUGGCGACAAUAGAGGCCAACAAGGGGGAACAUCCAUUUCGUGUGACGAUUCCGAAUCUAGCGAAACGAUCCCUGACCCUCACGAAGCUGUUGAUCGCGUUUGGUGCUCGACAUAGGUAUCAGCUCUGUCAACAACCAAAAGAUUACGACAUAUCGCAGUUGAUGCUGGGCGAAGCUGGGAAAGAGCUGGUGAAAAUCAUAGAAUCGCUGCCCCAUAUGGAUGAAAAGACUGGCGAGCUGACACUGGCCUGCAUCUUGAUGCUUGCCGGGUACUGCAUUUUUUUCGGUGACAACAAGAUGAGAUGGACGAUCCACCUGGGGGCCGCUAGAUAUAUCCUGAGUAGUAUCUUGAAUCGUACCAAGCGUUCGGAUGGGCAGAAGUCAGUGGUCGUUACAUACUGUGCAGACCCUGGCCCUCGUUUUUUUUUGAUAAGAUGGUUCGCGUUUAUGACUGUGUUGGGUCUCUUAUCUUCAUCACCUCUAGCCAACAGCGAGCCACUCGUAUUUGACUUUAGUGGGUUUAAUCAACGUUGUCGUACGGCUAAAGGCAAGCUUGAUUUCGAAAGCUUUGAAUACAACGCCGGAUUGCGUACCACAACUCUCGAGAUGCUGAUGAAGACUGGUAAGCUGAUAAUAGCUCACGAGAGCCAAAGUUGUUCUGCAAAGGAAAGAAACAUGCUGCUUGGCGAGGCGAUAGAACUGGAUUACGAGAUAAUGAGAUAUUUUGAUUCCAGUGAGAGCUGGAACCGGAUACUGGCGUCGGCCAAAGGAGAUGAACUACUGCUGGCGACGGACCUCCUCUUUGGACUUUCGGGUAUGCUCCAUCUACGGCGGCGCAUCAUGAACCUACCGUCCAGCAGCAAGAUGGUGAAGGAUCUAGUCUUGCGGGCAGCCCGCGUGCUACUGGAUGAAGUUCCCUCCUCAGGAACAGCUCUAUGUUCCAUCACGUCCUGUAUUUUCGCCUUUGGUUGUGAAUGCGGUGCGGGAAGCGGCCUGGAGCCACUGCAACCGUUGUUUUCCAGCCGACUGGAGCAGAUCGAGCUUUUAGGCAUGCCAGCCACGAGCCCAGCAAGAAGCAUCAUGCAUGAAUGCUGGGAGAAGGGCUCCUGCUGGUGGGAAAUUUACAAAGAGCGGAACAUUGAGCUCUCGUUCGGCACAUAG